AUGGCUGUCCUGCAGCUCAUAACCAUCACAAUCCUGACAGUGGGGAAGAUACUUCUUUGCUCUUGUGUAGGCCUUUUUGCCUCAAGGUACUUUGUUGAACCGGAACAGAGCGUAAAGGGGCUUAGUACUAUUUCUGUUCUUAUUUUCCUCCCGUGUCUUCUUUUCUCCAACCUUGUGCUGCAAGUUACAUGGGAGGAGUUGGGGCAGUUUUACUGGGCCCCUCUCUUAGCCUGCGUUACCACCAUAAUGGGGUUUGUCUCUUCGCAGGCGUUUAAGCUAUUUCUCCACCCGGAGUGGCACAGCGUACUUGUAUUGGGAUGCACAUUUCAAAAUGGUCUUACAUUUUCGUUGUCAAUUCUUCUAACUAUAAAGGGUGUGUCGUGGCUGACACCAGAGGAGAGACAGCGAGGACUAUCAUACAUUUUUCUGUAUAAUAUAGUCUGCUCUCUUGGGCUGUGGGGCAUUGGAGAGCCAAUUAUCAGAUCUUGUAAGAAUAAACUUGAGCAGAAACAUCUUCAGUGCCAGCAGCUGCAAGAACGCGCAGUAGAAGAGGAAAGAAAUAAGAUGCGGGAUCGAAUAAAGACGGCCGAGAAUGCGCCAGCUGUUUUCUCUCCGUGUGAGCGAGACCACUUCCCAGAUGAAAAUGGCACAACAACUGAUAUAGCAGGAGAAGAACCCGCAGAGAUCCCUGCAGAAGGGAAUUCGGGUUCUACAGUAUCCAAUCAUGAUCUAAAAAGGAUAGUAAGGAUGGCAACAGUGGAAGAACAGCUUGCGUGGUAUCGUCCAUGGAAUAGUGAGGCGCCGAUUCAGCUUGGAGGCGUAGAUCAUUCAUCUUCGUUUCUUGGAGAUGUGCUCUCACGUGUGAGAACUCUUUUGAAAGUUCCACCGAUAGUUGCCACCAUUGGAGCCCUCAUUUUUUCAUUAGUACCGCCACUGCGUUGGUUGGCGGAGUCGCCCCAGGGCGAGGCGCUUAUUGGUGGAAUGAAAUUAAUUGGGGCGGGAACCAUACCACUUCAGCUUCUCAUACUUGGUUGCACCGUUGCAGCUGCAUGCAAUCGUUCUUCUAAUGAUAAUAGGAUUGAAACAACAGCAAAUGAAGAUGAUGGGGAAUCUCUAAGUGAAGGGGAAAUGGUUGCUGAUACACCGAAGGAAUACAUUGAUUGCUUUCCCGUUUCUCAGUCGUUGCUUUUUGCAAUCCUGACGGUGGUUCUGCGCCUUAUUCUAAUUCCGAUGGUCUGCUUUGUAAUAAUUCAUUUCCUUUACAAGAGAGACGUUAUUCCGUCGGAUCGAACUUUUUUACUUGUAAUAUUAUUGGGAUCGUGUGCCCCUUCCGCCAUAAAUUCCUCUCUUAUUUGCUCCAUGCAUGCAUACAAGGCAAGACCAUAUGCGCAGAUGAUAUUCAUAAUGUACGUUUCGGCCGUUGCAACCACGGCACUGUGGCUCGCAUUUUACAUAUGGUACCUUGGUGAGUGA
Trypanosoma rangeli is the source of this 1473-nucleotide messenger RNA. Its product is annotated as putative transporter. Gene Ontology annotation, biological process: endoplasmic reticulum to cytosol auxin transport. Gene Ontology annotation, cellular component: membrane. Bases 1 to 1473 code for a protein of 490 amino acids. NCBI's taxonomy places the organism in Eukaryota, Euglenozoa, Kinetoplastea, Trypanosomatida, Trypanosomatidae. The record is from RefSeq and is a predicted model, not a curated record. The transcript has a single exon.